Lachancea dasiensis is the source of this 1482-nucleotide messenger RNA. NCBI's taxonomy places the organism in Eukaryota, Fungi, Ascomycota, Saccharomycetes, Saccharomycetales, Saccharomycetaceae. The record is from the annotation of a GenBank genome assembly.
AUGCGAUCUAACUCGACAUUACGUAGCGCAAUUCUUCGGGCUACAGAUGGAAAAUUGCGUGCAGAUAAUUGGCAGUACCUGAUAGAUGUUUGUGAUCUUGUAAAAGAAGAUCCUGAGGAUGGUGGCCAGUUGGCCGUCGAAAUCGUUCAGGAGAGGCUCAACGAACAGGAUGCAAAUGUUAUUUUGCGCACUUUAUCCCUAGUAGUAUCAUUAGCAGAGAAUUGCGGCUCGCGCUUGCAACAGGCCGUUAGUUCCAAGAGUUUCACCAAGCAGCUUUUAUCUGUGAUCGAUAACCCCGGCGUACAUUGGAUUGUCAAAACUGAAAUAGCGAAAACAGUUACACAAUUAAGUGACUCCUUCAAGCACGACCCUUCCUUGAAAGCGAUGCAAGACUUGAAGAAAAAGAUUCAAGACCAAAACCCUGAUUUGCUAGAGAAACAAGACGUCCCUCAAAAAAGUAAGCUAUCGGAAGAAAGUCAGCGCAACGAGGAAAAGGAAUUAGAGGAAGCUCUCAGAUUGUCAAUUUUAGAAUAUAAGAAUAGAGGCGACAACUCAAAAAUAGCUACGACUGAUAAUGGACAAGCUCACUCAUCACAAACAAGAGCAUCGACCACAGCUCUGGGCCCCCUUGGACAAACCUCUACAGCCGUGAGGAAAGUUCGUGCUCUUCACGACCUCAAUGGAAGGGAUUCUGAGGAGCUUUCUUUUCGAAAUGGUGAUGUGAUAAGCGUUAUAGAGAAAGUUUACCGCGACUGGUGGCGAGGGAGCCUACGGGGCAAAGUUGGAAUCUUUCCGUUGAAUUAUGUUACACCCGUCGCUGAAAAAUCUUCACAUGAGCAGGAAGAGGAUCGUGUUCAAGAGGCAAUGCUUUUAGACCAGGUUUCUAAGGUCGAAGAGUUGCAUGCUAUUAUGAGAGGGUCCCAUGAUAACUUUGGCGUGACGCAGGAUCAAAACGUUACGGACCUUUAUAGUUCAAUUACUCCUCUGCGACCUCAAUUGACCAAACUUAUAGGGACAUACGCGCAACAGCGUGAAGAUUAUUCUUCUUUACGCAAAAUUUUGGCAGACGCAGAAGCGUCGUACAAUCAACUACUCGAUCGUGCAAGUCAAGUCUAUACAACACCGCAAGCGCAACAAUUCCAGCCAUCACGUACUUCGCUAUCCUCACAACAGCCGCAUUCAAUCCCACAGCUUCAGCAGCAAUCGCAAGCCGCAGUGACGCAGGUUAAUCAACAAAGCCCAUACAGAGGAUACGUGCAUGCUCAAAGUUUCCUCACUGGAGAAGGGCCUCAGCAAGAUUUGCAACGGCCCUAUUCACAGUCACGUAAUCAGCAGCAUGGUACCCUGCAACCCUCGCAAAGUCAACAAGCAGUGAGCCAUCCUUCACAAAGCCCACAGCGAUUUGCACAACCACCCUUUUCGACUCAGCAAGAAGUAAGUAUGAGUUUGCAACCGACAUAUCCUACUAACCGCCAUCAUUGA